AUCAAAAUUCCCACAAACCCUUCCACACUUCCACUUCUCACUGCCCUCCGCUCUCGUCUGUUCAGCCAUGGAAGACGACGAUCAGAAGGUCCUAGAUCUAAUCAAAGAACUGGUCCACCGCUUACUCUACACCUCCCAGCACCCAAUCCCCUCCCCGUCCGCCUCCUCAAACCCUAAUUCCUCCUCCUCCUCCCCCACUACCCAUCAAUAUCAGCAAGCUCUCCGGUAUGCCCUUCGCAUUCUCUCGAGUCGGAUGACCCCAUCAAUUGCCCCCGACGAUGCCGCAAUGGCCGAGUCCAUUAAACGCCGCCUCGCCACCCAAGGUAAAUCCUCCGAAGCCCUUACUUUUACGGAUCUUUACUCCAAGUUUUCAUCCAAAACGGGCCCCGGAAGCGUGAAAAAUAAAUGGGGUGUGCUUUAUUUGCUGAAAACUAUCUCUGAUGAUCGGAAAUUGCUGAAAAAUCAGUCCAUUUCUAGGGUUUCUAAUGGAUUCUUCGACCCCGCCUCGGUCGGCGGAUUGCCGGCAUUGUUUGAUAGUGAGUUGAGCGACAGAGUUAUUGUUGUUAAUGAACAUUACAAGAAUUUGAGUGAUUUGGAUGACAAGCAUUUUUCGCAUAAUUUGGGGGGUUCUAGUGAUAAUUUGAAAAAAUUGAGGGGUUUGAAUAGUUUUGGGAAGGUGGAGAAGAAAUGGGGUGAUAGUGGUUUCAAUGAGAAUUUUGAGAAAUUGAGGGUUUCAGGGGAGGGUUCGAGGGGUUUCAAGGGUAGGGAGAAUGUGGGCAAGGGUUGGAGUGGAGGGGUUUUAAUGGUUUCAAAGGACCCGGAAAAUAUUCGUCAUUUGGCGUAUAAGGAGUUUGCAGCAUUGUUAAGGGAAGAGAAUGAGGUUUCAGAGGAGGCCUUGGUGAGGGAUGUGUUGUAUGCUUGCCAAGGGAUUGAUGGGAACUAUGUGAAGUUUGAUAAGAAAGCUGAUGGUUAUAUGUUGCCCGAGUUAGUGAAGGUCUCAAGAGCAAUUCAUGUUAUGGUUCGGAAGCUUUGUGAGCUUGGAUGGUUGUUUAGGAAAGUGAAGGGUUAUAUUUCAGAAAGUAUGGAGAGGUUUCCAGCUGAGGAUGUAGGGACUGUUGGGCAAGCAUUUUGUGCCGCCUUGCAGGAUGAGCUGUCAGAAUACUAUAAGUUGCUUGCAGUUCUUGAAGGUCAGGCAAUGAACCCGAUUCCACUGGUUUCGGAGAGUGCAACUUCGGGGAAUUAUCUUUCAUUAAGGAGAUUGUCAGUUUGGUUUGCUGAGCCAAUGGUAAAGAUGAGAUUAAUGGCAGUUUUGGUUGAUAGUUGUAAGACUUUGAAAGGUGGGGCUAUGGCGGGGGCAAUUCACAUGCAAGCCCAACAUGGUGAUCCACUUGUGAAACAGUUCAUGAAAAGAUUACUCCGACGGGUGUGUUCCCCUCUUUUUGAAAUGGUUAGGAGUUGGGUUCUAGAAGGAGAGCUUGAAGAUAUUUUUGCUGAAUUCUUUGUUUUAAGUCAACCAGUUAAAGCCGAGUCGCUCUGGAGGGAAGGUUACAGUCUGCAUUCUGCAAUGCUUCCUUCUUUUAUUUCAUCUUCUCUGGCUCAGCGGAUUUUAAGGACGGGGAAGUCAAUUAAUUUCCUUAGAGUUUGUUGUGAGGAUCGUGGUUGGGCUGAUGCAGCAGCAGAAGCUGCUAAUGCUGCUGGGACUACCACAGGGAGAGGUAAUCUUGGUUAUGGUGAAACUGAUGCACUUGAAUCUCUAGUUGCGGAAGCUGCCAAGAGGAUUGAUAAGCAUUUGUUGGAUGUUAUGUACAAUAGAUACAAAUUCAAGGAACAUUGCCUCGCAAUUAAACGCUAUUUGCUCCUUGGGCAGGGUGAUUUUGUACAGUAUCUUAUGGAUAUUGUCGGUCCGGAACUGUCUGAACCUGCUAAUACAAUCAGUUCAUUCAAGCUUGCAGGACUACUGGAAAGUGCAAUCAGGUCAUCUAAUGCACAGUAUGAUGAUCCUGAUGUACUGGACAGGUUGAGGGUUAAGAUGAUGCCACAUAACACUGGGGACAGAGGCUGGGAUGUAUUUUCACUGGAAUAUGAUGCCGGAGUUCCACUAAAUACAGUUUUUACUGAAUCCGUUAUGGCUAGAUAUCUGAGGAUAUUCAACUUUUUAUGGAAGCUGAGGAGAGUAGAGCAUGCUCUUAUUGGUGCUUGGAAAACCAUGAAACCAAACUGUGUUACUUCUCGUUUCCUUGAUAAGCUCCCAAAUGCUGUUAAGUUGCAGUUGGUUCUGACAUCAAGGAGAUGCCAAGUUCUUUGGGAUGAGAUGAAUCAUUUUGUCGCAAAUUUGCAAUAUUACAUCAUGUUUGAGGUCUUGGAAAUUUCAUGGUCCAAUUUCUUGAAAGAGAUGGAGAUAGCGAAAGAUCUUGAUGAUCUACUUCUGGCACAUGAGAAGUAUCUUUGUUCAAUUGUGGAGAAGUCUCUCCUUGGAGAGAGGUCACAAACUCUGAAUACAACUCUUUUUGUUUUGUUUGAUCUAAUAUUGCGGUUCCGCAGUCAUGCAGAUCGAUUAUAUGAAGGUAUUCAUGAGUUGCAAUCGAGAAGCACAGAAACUUCCCUGUCUUCACGUGAUAAAACAAAAUCUCGGGCCAACAAAAAUGACAAAUUAUCUGAACCUGGGUUGUGGCUUGGUGAAGGCAGGAAGGCUCUAACACAGCGUGCUGGAGAGUUCCUUCGAAAUAUUGGGAAGGAUUUAGAUGCAAUUGCAAACGAAUAUACCUCUGUGUUUGACGGGUUCAUUUCUCAAUUGCCGGUGCAGCAACACAUAGACUUGAAGUUCCUCAUGUUCCGACUGGAUUUCACUGAAUUUUAUAGUCAUCUGCAGUCCAAAACUGGCGCAAAGCUACUACCUUAGCACCCCUGUUAAACAACAUUUUACUUUCUAAAGUGUGUAAGAUGUAUGCUUUCUUUAGUAGUUGCACAUCAUGUGUGCUUGUAGAUAGUCUCUUGGCUGUUGUAGAACAGGCCCUACAUUCUGUACAUAAUUAUUUGCUUUCAGAAGGCAUUCUUAAGUUCUUGAGCAGGUGUGUAGCUGCUCUUGGCUGUUGUACUUGAGCUGAAGGUAUUCUGCUCUGACUGUCACCAAUGUAGAACAUAGUGUUCCACGUUUGAUUGUUAUGUUUCAUUUUAGUUUUUCUUCUUUUCAUACGGUCAAUUUUUGAGCUUGUAAGUCUCUGUAACAUAGUUUUCGUUUGGUAUGGUAAUUAGUAAAGGCGCUGGUAGGUUUAUUGCCUUCAUGUUUCCAUGACUUGUUGGUGAUAUAAUGGUUCCUGUAUCGCUUAAUGAAUUUAUUGGUAGCAGUGUGUGGAAC
This is a messenger RNA of Coffea eugenioides, 3355 nucleotides long. RefSeq names its product gamma-tubulin complex component 3. Lineage: Eukaryota; Viridiplantae; Streptophyta; Magnoliopsida; Gentianales; Rubiaceae. Gene Ontology annotation, molecular function: gamma-tubulin binding; microtubule minus-end binding. The transcript has 3 exons. Gene Ontology annotation, biological process: microtubule nucleation; spindle assembly; meiotic cell cycle. Bases 68 to 2899 code for a protein of 943 amino acids. Gene Ontology annotation, cellular component: spindle pole; equatorial microtubule organizing center; gamma-tubulin small complex. The record is from RefSeq and is a predicted model, not a curated record.